Molecule: messenger RNA, 7037 nt
Organism: Tripterygium wilfordii
Lineage: Eukaryota; Viridiplantae; Streptophyta; Magnoliopsida; Celastrales; Celastraceae
Product: chromatin modification-related protein EAF1 B-like
Exons: 23
Coding region: 365-6499 (2044 amino acids)
Cellular component (GO): NuA4 histone acetyltransferase complex
Source: RefSeq, a predicted model, not a curated record
CCCUCUUCUGCUUCUUCUCCUUCUUCUUCAUGUAAAAACACCCAAGCCCACAAAAACUCGCAGAGGUCGCAUAGUCUGUAGUCUGUACAGAAACCAAAAGAAAAAAACCUACAUAGAGGGAGAGAGACAAACGCAAAAUUGGAGCACGUUUUAGAGAAAUAGAUAAAGGAGCGCGACGUAAUCACGCUCUCAUGGCUGACAUUUGCAGCGAGUCGCUGUGUUCUAGGUCAGACUUGGGUCGUUUCGAUUGAGGCGGGUUUUCACGAUUUCAAAACCCUAGGAGAGGCAAAAGUGCUUGAAAGAGGAACGUUUGGUAAUUUAUUGAAUCCAUGCAAAGGGGAAGCUUGUAAGUGUUAAGGUAGGAAUGCAUGGAUCUUGUUCAGGAUCUGCACUCUUAGUCAAUGCUGAGAUUGAUUCCAUGGGAGGGGUUGAUGGUGGAAUUGGUAUUGGAGUCAAAACCUCUCCACGUCGGGCUGCCAUUGAGAAAGCCCAAGCAGAUCUUAGACAGGAAUAUGACGUCCGUGAGGAAAGAAGAAGAGAACUAGAGUUUCUGGAGAAACAUGGUAAUCCAUUGGACUUUAAAUUCGGGAAUGCAGCAGCUUCUGUUAGUAUCCAGUCAACUUCGCUAACUGAUCGCCCUGCUGAACAUUUGUUGAUCAGUGAGGCCAAAGGUAGUUUUGCACUGACUGCAUCACCUCAUGGAGAUUCCGUAGAGAGUAGUGGUAGACCAGGGGUUGCUACUGUUUGUGAACCGAAUAGUGCCGAUAAUCUCUUACUUUUUAAUGGUGAAAAUGAGCCACUUGAAGUUAAAAGGAAGCCAAAACACCCUUGUGGAAGAAAUAAUGUUGCUGCAUCAAAACACUCUUCCUGGACGGAUGGUAAACAAAAUGCCAAAGAAGCAGAAGAUUAUGCAAUUUUUCGCCCAUAUGCUCGAAGGAACAGGUCCAGGCCAAGUCGUGACGGUGUUCGAUCAAGCUCCACUGACAUGGUUCAGAGUGCUGUUGUUUACGGAUCUUCCUUGCCUGCUCGCGGGUUGGCAAGGGAUGUGAAGGGGGUAUCUGAAUCAAAUAACCAGAAGAACCUGAUUGUCAAGGGAGUAUCUGAAUCUGAUGACCAGAAGAACUUGAAUGAAACAUCUGUUUCUAACCCAAAACUUGCAACUUCAAAUGGUGAUGUGGUUUCUAGAUCCAGUAACCAGUCAAGUUCAAAGCUGGAUGGCAUGCAGUCUGCAGAAGUGAUGACCAAGCAUGGCAAAGGGAGUGCGACUGAUGGUAGGUUGAAUUUUACAGCAUCCAUCAGUGUGAGGGAUAACCAAAAGGAUCAACCUUCAGAUGUUGGUGGUCUGCAAAUUCCUGCUAAUAUGGCUUUGGAGGAACCUGAUAUCGUUGGAGGAAAUGAACCGGCAAUUGUAGUGGAUCCUGUAUGCCCACGUUGUCCUCCUGUGGCAAAAGCUGAGAAUGAAACUGGUUCAGUUCAGCUGAAUGGAUUUGGUGACUCGAAAGGCGACAGGAGAGGCAUGGGGAAUGAAGCCCAAAACAGCCAUCUAGCAAUUGGAAUAAAAGUAUUAGAUUCAGAGUCUUCCUGUACACAAAACACCGAAAGCUUAGAUAGAAAUAAUGAUAAUGAGAUUUGCAUUAACAGAAAAAUUGUCAAUACUAAUGGAAUUCCUAAAGAUCAAAGACUGGAACAUGAAGGAACACAGAAUUUAGCCAAUGUUGAAAUGGUGAAUGGGAAGAAUGAGUUGGAUGCUGUUGGAAGCGGUGCUGCCGUUAAUGAAGACCAUGGUACAGGAAAGGGUUCUCUAGUCAAAGUCGAGGAAGAAAUGCAUGCAAGUAAAUUUGACAUGGAAAAUGAGGCAAAGCAUACCAACAUGGAAGUAGUGCACCAAAAGGACAGUAUUGUAUCAGAGACUGAUGUAAAAGAGGUAGGUAACUUAGUGGGUGAUGAGUCCAACCUCAACACAGAAAACCUUAGCAGCGGAAUUCCUCAGGGCUCAAUAGGUUGCUCUGUCCAUGAGCUUCCUGAGACUACUUUGUCAGGAAGAAAUUUCACCGCUGCCUCUGAUCUUCAAACUUGUUCCAGUAACCACUCAAAACCGGCAGAUAAGGUUCAUGAAGAUUCAAUUUUAGAAGAGGCAAGAACUGUAGAGGCAAAACACAAGAGGAUUGCGGAGUUGUCUAUUGGUACUUUGACUUCGGAGAUUCGCCGAAAGUCUCACUGGGAUUUCGUCCUCGAGGAGAUGACAUGGCUGGCAAACGAUUUUGCACAGGAGCGUCUUUGGAAGAUGACUGCUGCUGCUCAAGUUUGUCGUCGGGUUGCUUUCACUUGUCGAUCGAGGUCUGAAGAACAUCAUCAAUGUUUGAAGGUUAAAAAGGUUGUGCACACCAUAGCAAAGGCAGUCCUGCAGUUCUGGCAUUCAGCAGAGGCACUUCUUAAAAGUGAUGGUCCAAAUAACUACAAGCAUGAUGUCGCUGUAUCAAGGAAAGUUGAUGGAGAUGAAACUUCCACGUACAAGAGUGGAGAACUUGAUGAGGAGACAAGGAAAGAGUCAGUGGUACGGCAUUCUGGAGAAAAUCUUGCAUUUCCAGUUCAGGCAUAUGCAGUAAGAUUUUUGAGAUAUAUCAACUCUCCUGUGCCUUCUCUCCAAGCAGAAGCACCAGCAACUCCUGACAGGAUAUCUGAUAUAGGCACUAUGGAUAUGUCAUGGGAUGACCAUCUCACGGAAGGAAGCCUCUUCUAUGCAGUUCCUUUUGGUGCUAUGGAAGCUUAUAGAAAAUCUAUUGAUUCUCACGUGAUGCAGUGUGAGUGCAUCGUUCAGAAAACUGGCAGUAGUUUGCAAGAGGAGGUUGAGACAUCUAUGUAUGAUGCUGUAGCAGAAUUUGGAUAUCAUGAGAGUGCAUAUGAUGAGGAUGAAGGAGAGACAAGUGCAUAUUAUUUGCCUGGACCUCUUGAAAGUAGGAAGUCUUCAAAAUUUGCUCAAAAGAAACGAAAGAACAUAAUGAAGUCAUAUAAUGCACGAUCAUAUGAGGGUGGAGCUGAUUUGCCAUAUGGACACGGCACGGUUGGAUGCCAACAAUCUAUGUUGUUGGGCAAAAGGCCUACAAAUAGUCUAAACGUUGGUUCAAUCCCAACCAAGCGCAUGCGUACUGCUUCCAGGCAGAGGGUUAUAAGUCCUUUCGUUGUUGGGACUUAUGGGGUUCUGAAGGCUACGAGGAAGACAGAUGCUUCAAGUGGAGAUACCAGUUCUUAUCAGGAUGACAAGAGCCCUUUGCAUGGUGGAUCCCAUAUCCAGAGAAGUAUGGAAGUUGAGUCUGUUGGGGAUUUUGGAAAGCAAGUACCGUAUAACUAUGCAGAGACAUCAACAAGACCUAAAAAGAAGAAAAAGACAAAGAACCCGGGUUCUGCCUAUGAGCGCGGUUGGCAGCUGGAUUCAUCAUUUUACGAUGAACAGAGGGAUCAUUCUAAAAGAAGAAUGGAGAGUCAUCUUGUGGAUUCAAAUGGAACUGGUUGCUUGUAUGGGCAACAUAAUGCAAAGAAACCAAAGAUAAUAAAGCAACAGCUGGAUAGUACCUUUGACAACAUCAUUCCUAUAACUGGGUCUACUCGUUCGCCUGUGGCAUCCCAGAUGAGUAAUAUGUCCAACCCAAAUAAGUUCAUUAAAUUGAUUGGUGGCCGCGAUAGAGGCCGAAAAUCUAAAACACUGAAGAUGUCUGUUGUGCAGCCUGGUUCUGGAAGUCCAUGGUCAUCAUUUGAAGACCAGGCCCUUGUUGUCCGUGUGCAUGAUAUGGGCCCAAAUUGGGAGCUUGUAAGUGAUGCCAUCAACGGUACCCUUCAAUUUAAGUGUAUAUUUCGUAAACCCAAAGAAUGCAAGGAGCGCCAUAAUAUUUUAAUGGAUAAGAGUACUGGAGAUGGGGCUGACAGUGCAGAAGAUUCUGGCACUUCUCAGUCAUAUCCAUCUACAUUGCCUGGCAUUCCAAAGGGUAGUGCUGGGCAGUUGUUUCAACGUUUGCAAGGCCCAAUGGAAGAGGACACUAUAAAGUCUCAUUUUGAAAAAAUUAUCAUGAUUGGGAAGAAGCAGCAGUACCGGAAGAGUCAGAAUGAUAAUCUGGAAGCAAAACAGAUUGCAGCCGUCCACAAUUCUCAUGUUCUUGCCCUUUCCAAUGUUGUCCCGAAUAACCUAAAUGGAGUUGUUCUAACGCCCCUCCAGCUAUGUGAUGCAUCGAGCCCAGAUGUUCUUUCUCUUGGCUAUCAAAGUUCUCAUGUUACUGGUUUACCAAUAUCAAAUCAAGGUGCUGUGGCAUCAGUACUUCCUACCUCUGGAGCAAAUUCCGCAUUACAAGGGUCAUCUGGUGUGGUUCUAGGCAGUCACUUGUCAUCCCCAUCUGGUAAACAGAAUGCGUCUGCCAGGGACAGUAGAUACGGUGUUCCAAGAACAUCUUUAACAGUUGAUGAGCAGCAGAGAAUACAAUACACUCAUAUGUUAGCAGGUAGAAGUACGCAGCAGUCCAACUUGUCUGCUUCAGGGGUCCUUCCUGGAGCUGAUCGUGGGGUUCGUAUGAUGCCUGGUGGCAAUGGCAUGGGCAUGGUGUGUGGAAUGAAUAGAAGCAUGCCGAUGUCAAGGCCAGGAUUUCAAGGAAUGCCCUCAGCGGUGAUGAUGAACUCUGGUAGUAUGCUUUCCUCUGGUGGGGUUGGGAUGGUGGGGUCUGUAAAUAUGCACUCUGGAGCUGGUUCUGGUCAAGGAAACUCUAUGCUGAGACCUCUUGAAGCUUUGCAUAUGAUACGACCUGGCCAUAAUCCAGAGCAUCAGAAAUCAAUGAUGGCACCAGAUAUACAGAUGCAAGUUUCUCAAGGGAACAGCCAAGGAAAUACUGCUUUAAAUGGGUUGAGUACUACAUUCUCUAACCAGACAUCCCCUGCAGCUGUUCAGACAUAUCCAGGCCAUAAACAGCAGCAGCAUCAUCAAAUCCCUCCACAACAGUCCCAUGUUAUCAGCAACCCUCAUCAUCCUCAAGUUCAAGGCUCCAAUCAUCCUGCAGGAUCACAGCAACAAGCUUAUGCAUUCCGCCUUGAGAAAGAGAGGCAAAUGCAGCAGCGAUUUCUGCAACAGCAGCAGCAUCAUGCUGCAUCUAGUGCUUUGAUGCCACAUGUUCAGGCACAGCCUCAAGCUCCAAUUUCAUCUUCUUCACAAAAUAGUUUGCAGAUUCAAUCACAAACUCAAACUCCAACUCAGCCAGUGUCGCUGCCUCCACUUACACCAUCUUCACCAAUGACUCCCGUGGCAUUGCCGCACCAGCAGAAACCAAACAUGCCAUCUCAUGGGCUCAACAGAAAUCCUCAGACUGGUGCAAGUGGGUUGAAUAAUCAGAUCGGGAAGCAGCAGCAACGACAACCACUACAGCAGCAGUUUCAACAGUCUGGCAGGCACCACCCUCAACAAAGGCAAAAUGUGCAGUCGCAACAACAGGCUAAACAUUUGAAGGGAAUGGGAAGGGGCAAUAUGCUGCCACAUCAGAACCUUGCCAUUGAUUCUUCUCAUUUGAACGGUCUUUCUGUUGCUUCUGGAAGCCAAGGUGUGGAGAAAGGAGAGCAGAUUAUGCACUUGAUGCAAGGUCAAGGCUUAUACUCUGGGUCUAGCUUAAGCCCAGUUCAACAGUCUAAACCAUUAGUUAAUCAAUCCUCAAACCAUUCUCUGUAUCAGCAAAAACUCUUUUGCCCAACACCCCCUUCAUCAAAGCAGGUUCAGCAUAUGCCUUCUCAUUCUGAUUGUAGCUCGCAAAGCCAAGUUCCACCUGGUGGUUCUGGUCUGGCACUAGCAAAUACGCAUCAAGUUGUUCCAGCUCCAGUUGUUGCUUCCAACCACCAACAGCUACAGGGGCAGCCACAGUUGUGCCAAAAGCAGUUUAAUCAAAGUCAGCCAUCAACUCAAAGAAUACUUCAACAGAGGGUGAAUUCAGACCCGUCAAACAAAUCUCAAGUUGAACAAGCUGCAGCUGACCGGCAGCCAGUGAACAGUGCUUCCCAGAUGGGUGAAAAUACAACUGUGGCGAUGCCUCAGACCUGUAUGGAUUCCACUAGUGUACUACCAGUUGUGCCUUCUGCCGUUGCUCCUCAGUGGAAACCACCUGAGACAUUGUAUGAUUCCGAUAUGCCAAAUCCUGCUAGUCAAGUGGAUUCUGUCGGGAGCAUGCCUCUCCCAAAUUCAGAUGGGAAUGAUCCAAUUCCUUCUGUGAGCCAGGAUUUAAUCCAGAGGCAGUUAUCCGGGGGCUUGCCUCCUCAUGGGCAUAAUUCAGGGGUUCAGCGGCAGCAGCAGUCACCAACACCACAACCUCCAUCUCAACAACAAUACCAACCACAACAGCAGCAGGAAAAACCCCAACAAGAACAACAACAAUCACCACCAUCAUAUCUGCCACUGCAGCAAUGUCAGCAGCAAAUGCAACCUUUGCAAGCAGCACAAGGCAGUUUGUAUGUCAGGCCAACAAAUUCUAAGCUGGAAUGAGGCAAUCUAUUGACUUGAGAAGUUUUGGGAGCUCUCGAUCUUGCUUCACUUGGGUUUGCAUGCCCUUAUAACAGCAUUGUACAGAUGAAGGUGGUUAUUUUGUCAGGGCAUUGCAAAAUGGAAUUCGGUGGUUAAUGCAUGUAGGUCGGGCCUUCAUAUUCUCAAUAUUUUUUUGGGCGGGGGGAUGAUGUAUAGUGCUAUGGUCUAGAUCUUUGGAAAGAUAAGAGACAAAUUAUAGAGGUAUGUGUACAGAGUCUCUUCUCUCCUUGUCUUAUACUUUCUUUUCUCCCCAUCUCAGUUGCUCUGCUCAUGUGAGGGGCCAUAUUCCUUUCCCCCCCCAGUAGGUAGCGAGUGCAGAUAUUGCCCUUGUAGUGGGAGCCAAUCAUUAUCAAUGGCCAAAGCCUUUGAAAAUUUUGUGAAUAUAAAAUUGUCUACAAUGUUCAAUGGCGUUAGAAUGAUUGCCAUGGGCAGCCAAGAAAUUAUUGUAUUCUGUAAUGGUUUCUCAAAUCUCCAAUGAAGGAAACAAGCUUUGAUAGCA